Macrosiphum euphorbiae (potato aphid) is the source of this 642-nucleotide messenger RNA. Lineage: Eukaryota; Metazoa; Arthropoda; Insecta; Hemiptera; Aphididae. The record is from the annotation of a GenBank genome assembly.
AUGACCGCUCAACAAACUUUAAUUCCUCCUGUAAUUUGGGCACAACGUAAUGAUGUUGUAUAUGUUACCAUUUGUGUAGAAGAUAGCAAAAAUCCAGAUAUUAAAAUUGAAACUGAACAGAUAGUUUUCCACAGUGUUGCUGGCUUGGAACAGAAAGUAUAUGAUAUUACCAUACCGUUAUAUGGAGCAGUAGAACCUGAAAAUAGCAAAACAACAGUUGGUGGUAGAUACAUUGAACUGGUUUUGAAAAAGCCAUCUACUGACACCAAGUAUUGGCCACAAUUAACCAAAGAGAAAAAGAAAUACCACUGGUUAAAAGUUGAUUUUAAGAAAUGGAAAGAUGAAAGUGAUUCAGAAGACGAAGCUGCAGCAGCAGGUGGUGGUGGUGGAGGAUUGGGUGGAGAUGGUGGAAACAUUGAUGACAUGCUCAGUAUGAUGGGCGGAGGUGCUGGUGGCCCUAAGUUUGGAGGCUUAGGAGGAGGCCUGGGAGGAGACUACAAUAUACCUUCUGAUGAAGAUUCAGACGAUGAAGAAAUGCCUGAACUUGAUGACAUUGAAAGUGAAACUGCGGGCAAAGGAAAAGAGAAGAGUGAAGAAACCCUGCCUAGCCUUGAAGAAGUAAAACCUAAAACAACUGCCUAA